UACUUAUAUGUUCUCCUCUUAUUCUUGUCAGUAGCGCUCGAGCCACCGAUUGAGCAAGAACUUACUCCCAGUGGAAGUGUGGCAGUCAUCAAAUCGUGUUCCUGGAGAUAAAUUGAUGUCUCGAGGGGCAUAUAAGUGUGAAAAUUAAAAUCAGAAGUGGCAGAUAUCAAUUAUUUGGACUGCAGUAAUUACAGAGCAAUCACUGAAUGACCACAAUGACGAUUUCUAUCCAGUGAAUAGUGGCCGGACGGUAGUCAUCAAGCCUCCUAUUAUUCUGUACUUAACCAUUCGUCCUCCGUGGAUAAUUCCAUCGGAAUUUUCGACACGGAGAAUCGAACAAGGUUCGAGUAACCAAUAGCAAUGGCAGUCAAGAAGUGGUUUCGCAGUCUGCAGCCCGUUCAACUCUAUGUGGUGCUCUUCUUCACGACGGCCUUCUUCGUCGUGGAACUAGUAGCCAGUCACCUUACGCAUGCACUGACACUGUUGCUCAAUGCUUAUCACAUGCUCUGUAAUAUUGUCGCUCUGGUUGGAUGUAUAGCCUCGAUAAAGUACGAGCAACGUGAUCGCUAUCAACUGGAAAGUAAUAGCUGUAGUUCGCAAGGAAACUCAUCGACAUCCAUUAACGAUGAGAGUAAAGAAACAUCAGUAUCAUUGCCACGUAGACCAACGCCAUCAAAGUCCGAUAGAAGAAUGAAAAAUACUUUUGGCUGGGCUAGAAUCGACAUAGUCAUCAUCCUCGUAUGCUGCGUUCUUCAUGCAUCCUUUUGCUUCUCCCUCGUCGUAGAAGCUUUGCAAACCCUAGUGCACAUUGAUCAUACAGAUGCGAUACAUCACGUAGUUCCGGUAUUCUGUAUAGGAGCUGCUGGAAUAUUGCUGAACGUAUUCUGUUACAUCCUUAUAGGUGGCUAUACGUUUAACCAGGGUGUUUUUCUUCACGUUACCAAGCACGGGAACGUCGUCUUUAAAAAGAACGUGAGCUCACAGCCUGCGAAGGACGGCGAACAGCAACUCUCUGGGCAUAGUCGUUGGAGUCCCCUGGCCUUGCCCAGGAGCCAAGGCUUUCGAGAAAUGUGUCGAGACGUUUUGGGAUGUUUUUUUGUCACCCUGGUAGCGGUUCUGGUUUACUUUACGGAUGGAGACAUAGCCAAGUACUUCGAUCCUGUCUUGGCUAUUAUUUCUGCGCUGUGUCUCUUCAUGCUGAGUUAUCCUUACAUGAGAGAGUCUGGAUAUAUUUUACUUCAAACGAUACCAAAUCAUAUGAAUAUCGAUGCCUUGAAACGGGAACUUCUGAUGGCCUUUCCGGGGAUCGUGAAUGUUCAUGAUUUUCAUGUCUGGCAGCUUACGGGACAGAAAAUUGUAUCGACAGUACAUAUUAUCUUUAUGGAUCCCACGGUUUAUGCGAGUAUUACUGACCAAGUGACAAACUUCUUCAACGAAAUGGGCAUAACGCAAGUGACAAUUCAACCUGAAUUUGAUAAGAUGAAGCCCAAAAUAGGCAAACUGGAAUGUCUAAUCCCCUGUCAAAGUGGACGUUGUAGUUCUCCCCAGUGCUGUACAGGGGAACAGGAGGAAGAGAAUUCUUCGACAGUACAUCCACCAACAUUCGUCCCAUGCAUAAACAAGAAAUUUGAUAAGAAAGAAAUUUUACCGUCACCUGACUUGGAUUUAAAGAAAUUUACGGUUGGCGAGAAGGCGCCGGAAGUUAAAGAACUUAAAGUUCCCGAGCUUUCUGAGGAGAAUCGUCUUUCUACCAGUAGUUCCUGUUCGAUUAUAAAUGAGCUGAUUUCUAGUACUCAAGAAGAAGAAGAACCAAUUAACGUUCCUAAAAACUCAACGUGAAUAUAUUAUAUUUUUAUAGAAAAAAAGAGAACACAACACAAGACUGGAGAGAACUUGAACACUCGAUACUUAAAAUGUGAUGCAAAAGGAUAUAUAGAAAACAAAAAAGAAAGGAAUUCCUAUUGUAAUAGAAAGCCCAUCACACCGACCAAAAAUUAGGGAAAUAGUAGGAUUAAAUAGAAUGGGAAUGUAAUUGUAUAUAAACUUUAGAAAAAGCAUUUAAGGGUAUAGAGAAAUUUCAACGAUGAACAAUUGAACUAAUUUAUUUGGUACAAUGGAGGUUUCCACAAAUGUUUUGCACCUAAUUCAAAUCGCUUUUUCAGAUUUUCCUUGAAGGCAGUCAGACAAGUACUUCAGUUUCGCGCUCGAUUCAGACAGAGCCAUGGAAUUCCAUAUGUAAUGAUUUAAAGUGAUGACGUUAUAUCCUAGUAUCUGCAACUGACGCUUGUUCAUUUCAUAAACUCCCUUUAGAUAGGUUCCGUUAUUAGAGAACGAAUUGGGCCCAUGUAAGAUCAAGGCUGUCCUAGAAAAAAAAGAGAAAAACACGAGAUUCAAGAUCACUCUUAUUCACCUGUAUUUUUAUAUUUUUAAGGAUUAUAAGUAACUAAAGAUUGUACAUACAAUAUAUUUCAGUAAAUAGAUCGUUCAUGUUUUUAUCCAGCUCAUAUAGAUUAUGUAGAAAAUUAAACUUUAUAAUAACUUCACGUGUAAAAAACGAAUAUAACGAUACAUUGGUAGAAUAAACUGGACGAAUUAUACUCA
Cephus cinctus (wheat stem sawfly) is the source of this 2601-nucleotide messenger RNA. RefSeq names its product zinc/cadmium resistance protein (gene ZnT77C). The transcript is spliced from 9 exons. Gene Ontology annotation, biological process: detoxification of zinc ion; zinc ion transmembrane transport; intracellular zinc ion homeostasis. Gene Ontology annotation, molecular function: zinc ion transmembrane transporter activity. The record is from RefSeq and is a predicted model, not a curated record. Lineage: Eukaryota; Metazoa; Arthropoda; Insecta; Hymenoptera; Cephidae. Gene Ontology annotation, cellular component: membrane. The coding region runs from base 361 to 1839 and encodes 492 amino acids.